Marasmius oreades (fairy-ring Marasmius) is the source of this 285-nucleotide messenger RNA. It is a transcript of the gene TIM9, whose product is annotated as protein transporter tim9. Bases 1 to 285 code for a protein of 94 amino acids. The transcript has 4 exons. NCBI's taxonomy places the organism in Eukaryota, Fungi, Basidiomycota, Agaricomycetes, Agaricales, Marasmiaceae. The record is from RefSeq and is a predicted model, not a curated record.
AUGGAUUUUUCGGGCCUCAACAGUGUGGAACAAGCGCAUAUGAACAAGGUUAUUGAGAAGAAACAGAUGCAAGAUUUCCUAAGACUUUAUGCCAACAUUGUCGAACGUUGCUUUACUUCAUGUUGUAACGACUUUACCAGCAAAGCAAUCUCAUCAAAAGAGGACCAAUGCAUAUCAAGCUGCACCGAAAAGUUCCUAAAACAUUCGGAGCGGGUUGGUUCUCGGUUUGCAGAGCUUAAUUCCGAAGCUAUGGGCACAGCAGCGGGUCAACAACAAAAUCCCUGA